CUGUUGGAGAAACUACAGAGGAACAUCAGGUCAUUAAAUCAAUGUUUUCAGCAAAAUUAUACAACUUUAGAAUAUUCAGUCACUCUUAAACAACAGACACCUUUUUGAACACGUGUUAUGUUGUUCAAAAUUUAUUGCAAAUGAAAGAUGGCUAGCAUUUGAUAUUGAUACAAUGUUGCACUGUACAUUUCCCUGCACCCGCAGUAGGCUAGUAGUUAUGUUGCACUUCUUAAGCCAUAACACUUAUCACGUCUUUUCUCACCUUUUCUCCCAGUGUGGUAUAGUGUAAAAUACAAGUCACGAUUACUUAAAAUGAUCAUCAGGCACAUGUAGGUACCAUGGUUAUACCCGAGGAGCCGGACUGACCAGCUCAAAGAUUGAUAUUAGGCUACACUGUUACAAAUUUCAACUUGUCAACUUAAUUUCAACACCAUCGUGAAAAAUAAAAUAAGGACAUUUGUAAGCAUGAACAACAAUGAUUUCAGAAUGGAAAAAUGUCCUCCCAUUAAAAAUAUCCACUUUCAUAUUAACAAUAAGUUAGGCCACUCGCAAACAGUUUUGGCCACACCUAGAUCCUGUCCUAUUUUCAUAAAAAUGAGGAGCCUUUUCUUGUGCAUUUGUUGUGUGCCGGUGAGUACCCGGCUGUGUAACUUGAUAGGGGGCUUCGAGAGGGAAUAAGGGAAUGUGGGGCUGCAAUGGAGCAGAAUGCAAUACAGUGGUUAGGUGCUCCCUCCUGCCUGCGUGGAUCCUUUGCCUUCUAUAAGUCAGUGAGCUGUGAGGCCUUGGCUGGGGCCCCUGCACUGGUCUGGAAACUGGGGGAGUUCUACUAUGUCCGCUGUGGCCCCCAAGAACCUGUGUGCAUUGCUGAGGUGACUUUACUGUGGGAGGACCAGGCCCAACGCCAUCUACUGGCCAGCUCCAGACUUUACUUCCUCCCUGAGGAUACUCCCAAGGGCAGGACCAGAGAGCAUGGAGAGGAUGAGGUGUUGGCCGUCUCUAAGAAGAUAGUGGUGCGGGUGGAGGAUCUGGUGAGGUGGACCUGUCCUGAACCUCCAGGAUGGAAAGGAGGAAGCCAGAAGUCCAGCGAGACUAACAGUCAUCACAAACCUACCCCCAUCAUUACCAAUGGACCCCCAGCAUCACUCAAAGAGAAGGGUGAGAGUGCGCGUCUGGGAGUCAAGGUGCUCAGCUACCCCCAGUACUGCCGCUUCCGCUCCCUGCAGAGACGCAUUCAGGACGGGAUGGUGUUGGGGAUGCAGGAUCCCCAUCUGCUGGCCCUGGGGGGGAUCAGGGUGGCCCAACACAACACCCGGGUCCUCUACUGYAGGGACACCUUCAACCACCCCACCCUGGAUAGCAACACCAGUGUCUGGACACAGCUGGGAUGCACCUCCCUCAACUUGAAGGGGCGACCCCUCAAGAGAAGAGGAAGGCCAGAAGGCCAGAAAGCUGUGGAGCCACCAGCCCUCAACCAAUCAGAGUCCUGGAUAGAAAGAAUAACGGAAAAUGUGAUGGGCAGUGUGGAGAUGCAACGAGAGGGGGGCUGUCUCCCCCACCCUGAGGAGCAGAUGUUCCUGGAUCAACUCUACUGCUACAUGGAGCGCUGCGGCUCACCCAUCAGCAAGGUGCCCAACCUCGGCUUCAAGAAGAUUGACUUGUUUGUCAUGUACUCUGUAGUCAAACAGUUGGGGGGCCAUGAGAGGGUGACGUCCCAGCGUCUGUGGAAGAAAGUGUAUAAUGAACUAGGAGGAUGCCCGGGCAGCACCAGCGCUGCCACCUGCACCAGGAGGCACUAUGAGAGGCUGAUUCUUCCUUACGAGGAGCACAGAAACGGAGGUGGUGCAGAACUAAAACUCCCAGCAUCCUCUGGGCCUACCCGGGUUAGGGGGAUGAGUGGGAGGAGACCGCUGGUGAAGGGGAGAGGAGCAGAGACCAACCAGGAGAAGAUUGUAACCCCUACCCCUCCAACUAUUUCUCCAGACGGUGUGGUGGUAGUGAAGAGAGGCCGUGGUAGACCUCCAGGCAAAAAGAACCAGGUCAAACUCCUAGUCUCCAAGGCCAGUCCAGUGGUACUGUCUCCCCCAGCUAAACCUAGCCUGGACCUUGUGGCCCAGCCCCCUCUCCAGGCCCCCUCUCUCGAGUCCCUGUCUGUGCUCCAGGGACUAAACCUGGCCAACCUGCCACUAACCCCAGACCUGUYUCCCAUGUCUGCCCCCUUCCUCCUGCCCAAAACCGAAAGGGAGGUAAAGAUGGAGAACGGGGAUUCUCCAGCACCAUCACCCACUCUGUCUCCUGCCACUUUCUUGCCUGCUUUCCCCAGGCUCCACACAGGGGGGUCCUUCGGAGGGUUCAGCCCCACUAAAGGCCUCUGUACCCUUGAUCUCUUUAGGAGCCGACUGGGCCUCACUAGCCUGGACACCCCUGGUCUAACCCCCCAGAACCCUGCCUCCCACCAGCCCUCCAGCCUUUACCUCCAGGCCAAGACAGGGAGCCCAAACACCACCCUUCUCAAUGGGAACCAGCMCCACCCCCAGUCUCACCAUCAGUCCCACCACCAGUGCUGGGGGUGCGGGCUGGAUGAGGAAGCCCAGAGGGGGGGUAGCAGCAGCACCAGGGAGGUCCGUAGCAGUAGACCUCCCCUGCCCCCUCUCCGGGUCCUCCCCCUGGACCUGGACUGCAGCCUGCAGGUGCGCCAGCUGAUGCGUACGCGGUUGGGCUCGGCCCAGCUCCACUCUUUCACCAAGCGGCUGUCGGAGGUCUUAGCCCAGGACCUGAGUAGCAAGCCACAUCUGCCUGUCACCCCUCCCCCAGAGCAGGCCCUGCCCCUCAACCUCAGCAAGUGCUACACCACCAAAAGAUCUGCCUUUGAUGAAACUGACUACAGGAUGUCUUCAGGGGAUCAGGAUAAUGGUGACUCCACACUCCCCUUAGCUAAAAGCCGUAGAGUGGAGUCGUGUGAUGAGGCUGAGGACUUGAGCUCACCCAGCAGGGCCAGGGCUUUCCUCCUGGAGCUGCCCCAGCACACCACAACCACCACCAGCCCAGACACCUCUACUACACCUACCCAGCUUUUCCUCACCAAGUCUGGGGAGGCCUGGGGAGACACCCCCCUGGAGAACCAGGGCAGGACGUCUGACUCUGAGCCAGCAAUCCAGGUGAAGGUGGAAGAGGACCUGAGGGAGAGCAGCUUGGUGGAGCCUGAGGAAGACUGCUCUGUAAGGACAAAGCAGGCGAAAGUGGAAGAGAGAGAAACUGUAAAGAUGGAUAGGGAAGAAGAGAAGAGGGAGGAGGUUGAAACCGUUAUCAUUGAGGAUGGUGUACAAACGCAAUCAGAGAAAGAUGAGAUGGAGGGGAGGAAACUAGAGAGGAUAGAAAAACAGUGUAAUACCAUAAAGAUGGGCGACGGCAUAUCAGAGAGGGUGAAGGGGACUGAGGAUUCCUUAGCCCACUCUGCCAGUGACUCUGGGGGCCAGCAAGUGCCAAUGGAUGAUGAGGAGAUGGAAUGUGAUGUUGGGGCAUCUAUCAAAGGGCUGCCCAGUCCUAUCCUACCCCCAACCCAGGCCCAGCCAAGCUGCCUGAACACCUGCACACAACCUCAACAGCACAUAACAGACUCAUGACCAACACCAACAAUCACUACACCACUCUACCUUAUGGGAGGAUACUCUCAAACACACAAUCAAAGACUAAUCCUAUAAACUCCGUAACGACUCCCACACACACACACUUUGAAACACUGCCAUUGCCUUUAGAUGACACCAUUAUAUUGUUCUGUAUGCAUCAUACAACUUUCGUGCUUCUAACUUUAUUACACAAAAAUUAGAGUGCUUACAACAAUCCACCAAUUUCCUGAAAAGGAUUGGAUAAAAGAUGUGCCUUAAAUCUGUUGCGCUCUGAUUUCUAGUCAUUCACACAGUACAACAGCCAGGGGUGUAUCCAUUGCCAAAUGGAACGAAAUGGGAAGGGACCUAUCUGAAUUUGUACAAUAGCAACUGUAGUUGUCAUUGCAAACCAUUUUUCCAUUGCGAAAUGCUUUGCUACAAUGUGCACCAAUGAAUACACCCCAGGAAACAGUGUUUGAGUCCUAUAUGUACUUCCUGUUUGCGAGUCUUAAACACUGACAGGAUUUGCACACCUACUGUACUUGUUCCUUUUUUUCUUUCUUUUAUGAGGCAGUCAUUUAUGAAUAUUUCCUCUGAUGCCAAUUUUGUGGUAUUUUAAUGUUUGUGUCUAGUUUAGAGAAACAAUGCUGACACCACUUGAGGUUUUUAGUCCUUGGUGCCUUGAUCAGAGUUUGACCCCAGUAAGUCUGUCAGACAGUUGGUAUGUUGUAUCUUGUGUAUGGACCUGGGGUGUACUCCGAUCUGAUUUAGAGUAGCAGGGGAAUUCUAUUGACUACAAGAACCAAAGGCCUUUCAUAACUCGUUCAAUAGAGAGAGUACAAGUUUUCAGUUGUGCUUUAUAGAUUUUUCUAAAUAAUUUUAAAGAUAUAUCCCUGUUGAUAUAUCUUAUAUAUCUAGAUCAAAAAUUGGAGCUAUUUGUGGUUCAUCCUGUUAGUGUUGAGUGUCUAUCCUCAUUGCAGCCUGAUGUAUUUCUUUAUGUAUAAAAGGGGCAGCGUACCUUUGGUGAAAGGGCCACAUUGCGUGAGUGGCCAAAAUGUUCUAGUUGAGCUACACAUAAUUUUGGUUUGAUAAGUUCCUCAUCGAGUUGAAUAGGGUUUAGGUAUUUAGUUAAAUUAUUGUUUGUGUAGCCUUUUGAUGUUAUUUUGAUCAUUUAGAGUUUAAAAUCAAAUGUUUACAUUCAAUAAUGCAACAGUAAUAUUAAGUUGAUUUUGUAUCUUUAGUGCUUUGCAGAUGGUCAGACUGGUACUGUAUUAGAGUUGGUUCACAGUAUUCCUACUUCUGGAAUGGGAACAAGAGUCUAUCUUCAUUCAACUAUGGUGGACUUAAAAAGAUUCUCUGCUACUUUUUUAUACUUUUUAGCCAGUAGUUCUGAAAGUAGCACUUAUGAGCCAAAAGUAGUCCCGGAAGAUUGCGUACUACGUCACAUAUGCAGAUAUGUGCGCCACUUCAUUGCUCGCACUCACUCUCUCUAUUAAUCUCUCUCACUCACUGAGCUGUUGGGCCCGCCCUGCAACCUCAUUGGAGAACACUGGGCAGGCCUAUUGCUAGCUGUCACAUUGCUAGCUGUCACAUUGCUAAGGGGCUGGCCCACUAGAGAUUUUGUGGCUAAUUGAGGUAAAACAGUAAUUCUGCUCAUAAAUUAUGCAUGUAUGAACUACACAUUGACACAUCCAUCCCAAAGCGGAAGGAUUACAAAAUACUUUCUUAGUUGCCAAAGUACCAGAGAAUGUCUUUAAAAUAUUCUUAGAAAAAGAAGAAAUAGCAUAUGGAAUUGAUUUGCAGUUGACUCCGAUCUACUGUCUCUUAUUUUCCCCCUUUUAUUACUUGAACAACUGCUACAGAGUUAAUGUCAUGUAGUUAUAUAUCUAUUUAAACCUGUGUAUCAGUUGAGCUCAUCUUGCUCAUGGCAGACAUCUGUCUCUGGUAUUCCUUUUGCUGUUUGUGAGAGUAAGACCAGUGCCAUGCACAUCUUGACUCCUGUACUCUGACAAUUGAUUAUAUGGUAAUUUCAACCAUUUUUGUUUUAACACUGUAUAUUUAUAUUAAAGAUGUAUCUGUUAAAAGGUG
Messenger RNA from Salvelinus sp. IW2-2015, 5690 nucleotides. Its product is annotated as AT-rich interactive domain-containing protein 5B. Gene Ontology annotation, biological process: regulation of transcription by RNA polymerase II. Gene Ontology annotation, molecular function: transcription cis-regulatory region binding. The record is from RefSeq and is a predicted model, not a curated record. Gene Ontology annotation, cellular component: nucleus. NCBI's taxonomy places the organism in Eukaryota, Metazoa, Chordata, Actinopteri, Salmoniformes, Salmonidae.